This is a messenger RNA of Prunus armeniaca (apricot), 198 nucleotides long. The record is from the annotation of a GenBank genome assembly. NCBI's taxonomy places the organism in Eukaryota, Viridiplantae, Streptophyta, Magnoliopsida, Rosales, Rosaceae.
AUGUCGCUAGGCUCGGGGAUUGAUAGUAGAGGUGCCUUGCUCAUAUAUUCUUUGAGCUGGGUGAAAGCGUUGUCGCAUUUGGCUAUCCAAGUGAUGCUUCGUUUUUGGCCUUUGAGUGCCUUGAAGAAGGGGGUGCAACGAUUAGUAGCUUUGGAAAUAAACCUGGUAAGGGCCAUGACACGUCCGAUAAGGCUCUAG